Molecule: messenger RNA, 1364 nt
Organism: Manihot esculenta (cassava)
Lineage: Eukaryota; Viridiplantae; Streptophyta; Magnoliopsida; Malpighiales; Euphorbiaceae
Exons: 1
Coding region: 129-1031 (300 amino acids)
Source: RefSeq, a predicted model, not a curated record
CUACGUUCUCUUUUUGCAUAUAAGUAGAGGAAGGAGAGACUCAGUAGUCCCAAAACCAAAACCACCGCAGGCACGGGGCAGGAGUCAACAAGUUGGAACUUGGAGUCCAAACUCCAAUACCGCACACGAUGCCACAAGUGGAUAUCAAAACCUUAGUUUCAGCCUGCGCCGACGUCUCUUGCGACCGCAAAAUCGGUUGUGAGACCGUAGCAACUACCUCCACCACCACCGUCACUACCGACAAUCAACUCCGCCAGCAUCAAGAAUCUGAGAUUGAUCCACAAGAAAUUCCUCCUGAUUUCCCGCCUGAAUCUUUCUGUCUCUCCAAGGAUGCCGAACUUGAUUGGUUUGAUCGCAAUGCUUUCAUUGAGCGCAAGGAUUCCACCAAAGGAAGCUCUCAUUCAACCAACUUGAAUCCUAAUGUUAAUCCAAACACCAAUCAGUCGAAUUCUCAGAGAUACUCCAACUUAAAAUCCAAAGCCUCAAUUAUUGGUUUGCCAAUGCCACAUAAGUCUCGAUUUGUUGAUGGAAGGCGCCACGAUAAACCGAGAAACACGCGCCUAUUUCACAAACGAUCUGCUUCCACUUGUAAAUCAGAUUCAUCGGUGAUUGAGCCGUCUUCUCCCAAAGUCUCAUGUAUGGGAAGAGUGAGAUCAAAGAAAGAUAAAAACCGCAGAUUAAGGAAUAAACAACGAUCUAAUGAAACUGAUAGCAAAAAGGAAAAAGCGGAAAGCAAACAAAUAAGAGGAUUGUUUGCCAGUUUUCUGGCCAUCUUCAGUGCUAGCGGUAACCGCACGACGAAGAGAGAAAAUGAUGCAUCACAAAGGGGAUCUCAGUUAAAAAAGAGCUCGACGGUGAAGACGAUCGAUAUCAGGGAACGACUACCGGUUAGCGAGAGAGAUGCACUGCCAAGAAACAGCGUGGGAAAUGAUGACUUUGAACGGGCGGUGGGUGCUGAACCGAUUGGUUUGGGCGGAAUGAAGCGGUUUGCCUCUGGUAGGAAAUCGAAUUCAUGGCUCGACACGGCGUGAUCUGAAUGGUUAACGAACUAUUUCGUGUGGCGGGGACAAUGGUGGGGGCCAGUCAAGAGAAGAGAAAAUUUCCUUCACUUCGUGAUUGGAAAUAUGGAGGGCCCGCUUGUGUGUUGGGAUGACGUGGCAACGGCGAAAUAACGGUUUUCUCCCGAGCGCGGUAAUACAGUUAUCUCUUGUUUUAAUUUUGUUUUCCUUUUUCAAUUUUCUUUUUUUGGUGUAUGAAGAGUUUUCAACUUUUUUCCCAUUGCUUUAAAACAAAAGGAAUCAGGGUUUGUAAAUAUACAUAUGAGUGUAAAUUUUCUUGUAAUAAUCAACCUAAUGAAACGUAAA